UUCCAGAGUGGUGGCAUGGAGGACAGCACGCUCGCGCAGGUUUCCAGGAACGGACACACACAAGGCGGCACUUCUGAAUGUAGCUAACAUUGGAUUUGUUGUGUUUGUUCCUUAUUUAAUUUUUUCUAAUUUUCUUUGAUUAGUCUAUUACUUUUUUACUUGAACCAAAUCGCCAUGGCUUGGCCGUGCAUAAGCAGAGUGUGCUGUCUGGCUCGGUUUUGGAACCAGUUUGAUAAAUCCGAUCUUUCAUUGCCACUGACCAUCCAGAAUUACUCAGACAUCGCCGACCAAGAGGUGCGAUCCGUCACCAGGCAGGUACCGACGGACCGGGUUCUGACGCACAACUAUUCUAGUCCGGACCACCGCGGAUCCCCCCAAACACCGGGAGAUGCCCCGGGCACCCGGAGAUCAUUGAGAGGCCGGAGGGAAGCAAACUUCAAACCCCGGGAGGACUACCACCGACCCGGCGUGCCGUUCUCGAGUGUCACCCAGUACAAGCAGGAUUACAAACCCUGGCCUAUUCCGAAGAAGGACAAUUUCCCCUGGAUUAGCAAUUGUGGAAAAGGGGGCACCGUUGGUUCGGAUAGCCCAGUAAACAGUUACCCCAAUGCGAGCCAGACGAGAGGGGAGACGGGGGAGAGAGAGGAGCUGGGCAUGAGGUGGGGGGAGCAGGGGACCGGAACAGCUCAAAGCUCUUACAGACAGGAGUACCGGCCUUGGACAGGGGCAAGACCGGCCAAGACCACUAGGAAACAACGCCCCCCUGCCCCGUACGCCAGCCCCCGGUCAGGGGUCUCCCACCUCCCCAAUGAGACCAGCUACCAGGCCGCCUACAGUGGAGCCGGGGAGGCUUUCAGACACACAGAGCUUCACCAGAGGGACCAUAAUACCACCACCUCCACUGUCCCCAAGGCCCCUGUAACCCUACUCCAGCCUUCCUCCACCACAACCACCCCUAUCAUCAGCACCGGCCUCCAGCAGAGCAGCCUGCCAGAGAGACCCAACCUCAGUAUAGGAACCAUGGGAGAGGAGCAGUUGGUGAGGACCAAGCUCUCUCCCAACCCAUCUGCAGUGUUUCAAAGCAGAUCUAGGAUCUUCAACAUAUGACAGACUUUCCAAACUAUUCUACUGGUUACCGGGAGACCAAAGAACCAAUGAGGGGAAUGUUCUCUGUCCAUUCCACACUACAACCAAAUCUAUGCAGGGAAUGUACAGCUUAAUGUAACCAGAAAGGAAAACCCUGUACAGCUUAACAGUGUAGUGAAUGACAAACCAGAUGUCACAAAACAAUUUUACAAUCCUGUUCUAUUGCUAUGAAAAUCGUAUAUAUGCAUGUAACACGCUAGUUUGAAGUCAAGCUUCUUUUGCAGUAUUAGACACUCCAAGACAACAUGGCUGCUCUGUAAUGUGUGUUUGUGUGUACUGUAUGUAUAUGCACCUGUUGAGAUGGAAUGAUUUGUGUUUGAUCCUUUUCUGUAUAUACUGUUGGAUCUGUUGAAAUGACAAGGAGACGACUUUUUGUGAAAUUUAUGCUCAAACUGCACUUAGUCCAGAAAGUAAGGUGUUCCUUCGAUCUCUGCAAGUAUUUUAUGAACAGAAACAAAAACAUAUAUUCAUACAUUUUUAUUCAAUUAGGUAACUAUUUUGAGAAAGUAAUUGUGCCGGUGUUUACGUUCAUUUUGUAAAUCUGUUUAAGAAACAAAAAACUGUUAAAUAUUAAAUGAUGUACAGUAUAUUACAAUAAAAGAAUAUCAGGUUCUU
Oncorhynchus tshawytscha (Chinook salmon) is the source of this 1761-nucleotide messenger RNA. Its product is annotated as MAP6 domain containing 1. The transcript is spliced from 3 exons. Gene Ontology annotation, molecular function: calmodulin binding; microtubule binding. The coding region runs from base 175 to 1107 and encodes 310 amino acids. Gene Ontology annotation, biological process: cytoskeleton-dependent intracellular transport; regulation of microtubule cytoskeleton organization; microtubule cytoskeleton organization. NCBI's taxonomy places the organism in Eukaryota, Metazoa, Chordata, Actinopteri, Salmoniformes, Salmonidae. Gene Ontology annotation, cellular component: microtubule; cis-Golgi network; Golgi-associated vesicle. The record is from RefSeq and is a predicted model, not a curated record.